AUGUCCGCCUCUCCCCACCUCACCGAGUCCUUCACAAACCCCGAGGGUUAUACCUUUCCUCAUGGUCGUCUCUCCACCGUCCUCCAAAAUCCCAACAAAACUCCAAUCGUCCUCGUAGCAUGCGGUUCCUUCAGUCCAGUCACUUAUCUCCACCUCCGCAUGUUCGAGAUGGCCAAGGACUAUGUCAGGCAAAAUACCGAUUUCGAGAUCCUAGGCGGUUACCUCAGUCCUGUGAGCGACAUGUACAAAAAACCUGGGUUGCUUAGUGCUCGCCAUCGCGUGAACAUGUGUACGUUGGCUGCUGAGGAUUCGGAUACAUGGUUAAUGGUUGAUCCAUGGGAGGCUUUCCAAUCGUACCAACGAACAGCCAUCGUGCUCGACCACUUUGAUCAUGAAAUCAACACCGUUCUUGGUGGCGUACAGACUGCAUCUGGGGAAAAGCGGAAGGUUCGCAUUAUGCUCUUGGCCGGUUCUGACCUCAUUGGAACCAUGAGCGAGCCAGGGGUCUGGAGUUAUUCUGAUCUUGAACACAUUCUCGGCCGCUAUGGCUGUUUGAUUGUGGAGCGUGCUGGUACUGGGAUGGAUCAAGCUACUGAUAAUCUUGCUCGCUGGCGAAGCAAUAUAUACCUGAUCUCACAAUUGAUCCAAAAUGAUGUAUCGAGCACCAAGGUUCGCCUUUUCCUAAGAAGAGGUUUAUCGGUUCGUUAUCUCCUGCCCAACUCGGUGGUAGACUACAUAGAACAGAACGGACUGUAUCAAGACGAGACGACUUCCAAUCUAUCAGCAAACUCUAACCCAGACAAGGGAAAGGAAAGGGAGCCUGUAGCAGGGGCAUCAAAGAAAGAAGUUCAUUGA
Messenger RNA from Psilocybe cubensis, 855 nucleotides. RefSeq lists its product as uncharacterized. Gene Ontology annotation, biological process: NAD+ biosynthetic process. The record is from RefSeq and is a predicted model, not a curated record. Bases 1 to 855 code for a protein of 284 amino acids. NCBI's taxonomy places the organism in Eukaryota, Fungi, Basidiomycota, Agaricomycetes, Agaricales, Agrocybaceae. The transcript has 4 exons. Gene Ontology annotation, molecular function: nicotinate-nucleotide adenylyltransferase activity; nicotinamide-nucleotide adenylyltransferase activity.